AUGUCGACCGCAGCAUUCGCCGCCAGCGUGACGCACGCCCUCGUUGCCGUCGGGCAUACGGUCCACGGCGUCAACACGUUCUCGCUCCCUCCCUUCCGCUCCCUGACCGCGCUGCUGGCCUGCUACGCCAAAGCAGGCUGGUACCAGGGCAGCGCCUUCUUCACCAUCCUCGCGCUGUACACUUAUCAGUUGUCGAAGAAGCCCGCCGCGAGCUGGACGCAGAUCGACCGCGCGAUCCUGGGCAUGUUGGUUGCGUGA
Molecule: messenger RNA, 258 nt
Organism: Cladophialophora carrionii CBS 160.54
Lineage: Eukaryota; Fungi; Ascomycota; Eurotiomycetes; Chaetothyriales; Herpotrichiellaceae
Exons: 2
Coding region: 1-258 (85 amino acids)
Source: RefSeq, a predicted model, not a curated record